Molecule: messenger RNA, 3204 nt
Organism: Budorcas taxicolor (takin)
Lineage: Eukaryota; Metazoa; Chordata; Mammalia; Artiodactyla; Bovidae
Gene: MORC1
Product: MORC family CW-type zinc finger 1
Exons: 27
Coding region: 1-3204 (1067 amino acids)
Cellular component (GO): nucleus
Molecular function (GO): zinc ion binding
Source: RefSeq, a predicted model, not a curated record
AUGGGGGGCGGGGUGUAUACAACUUACUUCUCUGUAAAAGGCCAGGUAUUAAGUAUUUUCACCUUUGAAGGCCACAUGUCCUCUGUUGAAGCCAUUCAAAUGUACCAUUACAGUGUGAAGGCAGACUGUAGGCAACAUGGAAACAAAUAUGUAAAUGACAAGAUAGAUGCAGGGGCUGCGAGACUUGAUGUGUUUUCAGUGGAUAAUGAAGAACUGCAGGGUGGAUUCAUGUUGUGCUUCCUGGAUGAUGGAUGUGGUAUGAGCCCUGAGGAAGCAUCCGAUAUCAUUUACUUUGGAACAUCCAAGAAACGGUUAUCAACCUUGAAGUUUAUUGGGCAAUAUGGCAAUGGCCUUAAAAGUGGAUCCAUGAGGAUUGGAAAAGACUUUAUUCUUUUUACAAAGAAGGAAGAAACGAUGACCUGUGUAUUUUUUUCUCAGACAUUCUGUGAAAGAGAAGGUCUGAGUGAGGUUGUGGUUCCAAUACCUUCAUGGUUAACAAGAACCAGAGAAUCUGUCACAGAUGAUCCUCAAAAAUUCUCAACAGAAUUGUCUAUAAUUUAUAAAUAUUCUCCAUUUAAAACUGAAGCUGAAUUGAUGCAGCAAUUUAAUGUGAUCUACGGCAAGUGUGGUACUUUGCUGGUUAUAUAUAACUUGAAGCUUCUGCUUAGUGGAGAACCUGAGUUGGAUGUUAAAACUGACAGAGAAGAUAUACUGGUGGCUGGGGCUCUUGGAGAUUUUCCAGAGAGGUGGUCAUUCAGAGCCUAUACAUCUGUUCUAUAUUUUGAUCCUUGGAUGAGAAUAUUCAUUCAGGCCAAAAGAGUUAGAACAAAAUACCUAUGCUAUUGCCUCUACAGACCCAGAAAGUAUAUGUAUGUCACAUCUUCUUUUAAAGGAACAUUUAAAUGUGAAGUUAAAAAGGCAGAAGAAGCAGUAAAGAGAGCUGAGCUCAUCCUGAAAGAAGCACAGAUCAAAGUAAAUUGCUCUGACAGAACUUCUUUGUCUUCCUCUGCCAAGGAUGUAUUACAGAAAGCUCUGGAAGAUGUUAAAGCAAAGCAGAAGAUUCUUCAAGAGAAGCAGAGAGAGUUAAAAAAAGCAAGGACACUCACCCUGUUCUUUGGUGUGAACAUAGAAAACCGAAGCCAAGCUGGGAUGUUCAUUUAUAGUAAUAACCGCUUGAUCAAAAUGCACGAGAAAGUCGGCCCACAGUUGAAACUGAAGUCCUUACUCGGUGCAGGUGUAAUUGGAAUUGUUAAUAUACCCUUGGAGAUCAUGGAACCAUCCCAUAAUAAGCAGGAAUUUCUCAAUGUCCAUGAGUAUAAUCAUCUUCUAAAAGUUAUGGGACAAUACUUGGUCCAGUACUGUAAGGACACCAGGAUCAGUAACAGAAAUCUAACAUUAUUUUGGAAUGAAUUUGGAUACCCAGAUAAUAAGGACAUGGAAAAAUCCUCAGAUUCUGUUCAGUAUCAAAGAAGACAAGCCAUGGCCAUCCCAUGCAUGAUUCAGUGUGAUCUUUGCCUUAAGUGGAGAGUCUUGCCUCCUUCUACUGAUUAUCAGGAAAAAGAACUGUUUGAUAUCUGGAUUUGUGCUAAUAACCCUAACCUCUCGGAAAACAGUUGUCAUCGGACAGAACAUCUACCUUCCAUACCCCUGGGCACUACGAGCAUAGUGUCACAGUCAAAAAAUGAGAAAGACAAGCAGCUUCGAGAGUCAGUCCAGAGGUAUCAAAAUCAACUGGUAGAACGGCGUCAACAGCCUCAGUUUAUACCAGUGAAUAGGAUCACUGAGUUCACUAGCCCCUGCCAAGCUUCAACAUCUAAGGGAAAUAAGAAAAUUCAGAGAAUCAGACCUUCCAGUGAUGACUUGAAGCAUGAGUCUCUUUCAUCCUUUGAGCUUUUGGUCAACCGCAGAGGCUGGAAAGAAACAGAAGGAUCAGACUCCGAUGUAGAGUAUAUUUCAGAGACUAAAAUUAUGAAAAAGUCUGGGCAGAAGAAAGUGAAACCUCAACAGCAGAGGUAUCCAGCAGUUCCACUGGAAAACGUCAAACUAGCUAGCAGAGACCAGGCCUCUUGGGAAAUGAAGAGAAAGAGGAGUCAAAACCUUACUUCAAUUGAAGUUGAAACCAGCAACAGCAAUUCAGAUAUAAUCCAGGACAUCUUAACGCUCUUCAGAAUGCCCUACAUAGCCAUUCGAUUGGACCUUCAGAGAUGUUAUUUGUGGGAUCACCAGUCUGCGCUGCAGCAGACUUCUUUCAUUAUUUUGCACAAGCUUGUUAGCCAUGGUUUCCUCCCCCAUUUCAAGUAUACUUUAUGUUCUCUCUCUGAUAUGGGCAUUGAUGUUCAAGGUCAUUUUUUCACCUUACAAUAUACCGUUUGUUUUGGUGCAGCUUUAAAUAAAGAGCUUGUUUUUCAGAUUUUAGAUGAAAGUGACACUGAUGUUCCAUUGAAACAAGAAAAAAAGGAAGUUUCUCUUAUGAAGAAAGAAAAACAGGAGCUGUGCAGUGAUACCCCAGAAAUAAAGAGAAAUUCUUCAUCACCUAAAUGGGAAAGCUUGUUUUUGCCCAGUAUGCCAGUGGAAGAUUUAAAUCCAAGUUCUGGAUACAAAGCCAGAGUUUCUGUGAGUGGUGGUUGUAAAGUUGCUUCUUCACUGACAGAAUCUUCUCAAAGCAGGUCUGUCAAGGAAACAGUAAGAAAACUGACAUCUAAUUUAAGGGAGAUUCUUCUGUAUUUUUUUCCUGAGUAUCAGCUACCAUCAGAGUUUGGCCACACAUCUCUGGAGGAACUUACAGCAAGUUGUGAGCUGGAGCAGUGCCCAGAACAGACAAACAAAAAGCUGAAAAUGUGUUUCAACCAGAUCCGUGAUGUUUACAUGGUCCAAUAUGAAAAAAAACUAAAGACCAAAAUUCAGUCUGUUAUCUGCGAUGCAAACCAAAGAGAAAUGGUUAAUGAAGUAUCUCUCGGACAAUGUGAAAAAAAAAGAAAACUUACUGAAGAUAAACUGAAUAAGCUUCGUGUAAAACUGGCAGUAUUAUUGCAGAAGCUUCAGCUGGGUGGUCCAGCCGGAGAUCUGGAGCAGAUUGAUGCUUAUUUAGAAGCUUUGCUGAAAGAAGAUAAUCUCCUUUUUCAGAAGGCUUUUGUAAAUAAAGUGACUACAGAUACAGGGUAUCGUCUCCUUUUAGAAAAAAAGGAAAAUAUUUCUCAAAAUUAG